Molecule: messenger RNA, 2957 nt
Organism: Cottoperca gobio
Lineage: Eukaryota; Metazoa; Chordata; Actinopteri; Perciformes; Bovichtidae
Gene: ccni
Product: cyclin I
Exons: 10
Coding region: 277-1536 (419 amino acids)
Source: RefSeq, a predicted model, not a curated record
GCGGAGCCUGAGUUCUUCUCUCUUCCCCCAGUUCCCUCUUCGGAAGAAGACGUAUCGGUCUAUUAUUUUUAUAUAUUUUUUACAAAAACCCCUUUCUCCAACACGUAGCACCAUGGACGCCAAGAUGGACGAUUAAACUAAAGAACGGGUCCCCGAUUUCACCCCUAUAUUUAUCCUUGAAUUGAGUGGACCGGAUGAAAUCCAACUGUGGUUUUCUCCGCUUCGCAGGGGAGGUAGCUGUAUCCAGCGGGGAGGUAGGCUCAACCAGGGGAAAGAAUGAAGUUCUUCGAACCCUGGGGACGCCAGAGGCUGUCUUUUCUUCUGGAAAAGGCCGCCUCUAGGGAAGCCAAGAUGUGGAAGGUCUACAUGCCAAAGAAGACCUCCUCACAGGAUACAGACGUCUCCUCUGCCCAUCGGGAUGAAGCCGUGCGCUGGUUGAUGGAACUGCACAGCAGACUGAAGCUUUACCCAGAAACCCUGGUGUUAGCUGUUAGCAUCCUGGACCGUUUCCUCGCUUCCAUCAAGGCCCGUCCAAAGUACCUGCGCUGCAUCUCCAUCGCCUGCUUCUUCCUGGCUGCUAAGACCUGUGAGGAGGAUGAGUGUCUGCCCUCUCUGAAAGAGCUAGCUGCCUCCAGCAGCUGCGGCUGUUCUCCAUCAGAGAUCCUGAGGAUGGAGAGGAUCAUCCUGGACAAGCUGAACUGGGAUCUGCACACCGCCACAGCACUGGACUUCUUGCACAUUUUCCAUGCGAUGGUGUUGUCGUGCCGUUCUGGGUUUUUGGACUCCUUGUUGGGACUGAACCCCUCGCAGCACCUCACCCUGCUCACACGGCGACUCUACCACUGUCUGGCCAACCACACACUCUUACAGCUCAGAGGAUCCAUGCUGGCCUUGGCCCUCAUCACCCUGGAGCUGGAGACCUGCUGUCCUGACUGGCUGGCUCUUACCAUAGACCUGCUGAGGAAGGCACAGAUCGACAGCUCCGAGUUGAUUCGGAGUCGAGAGCUGGUGGCUCGUAGUCUGUCCACAUUAAUGGCUUCCCUGCCUCCAAACACUGUCUACAUCUACCAACCCCUGCAGAGCCAAACCGCCCUCCCCUGCUGCACACUGGGGAUCAUCACCUCCACCACAGAGUCUUCCAGGAACCUCGUCCUCGUCACCGCCGCCCCUGCCCAGCUACCGGCACCUGCUGAUGGGGAGGAGGGGAGCCAGCAGCCCUGGAGCUCCUCCUCCUCAGUUCUACACUCUCCUCCCAAACACCUACGCCAUCUUAACCACCGGCAGAAGGUCCCACUGCGCUGCAAGGCAUCCACCAAGCGCAAGGUGGAGGAUAUGGAGGUGGACGACUUUUACGAUGGCAUCAAACGACUCUACAACGAAGACACCGCUGUCCAGGAAGGGGCACCGCCUUUGAUGGGGGUGAUAACAACAGGUGGAGGUGUUGGAGGAGGACUGGGUGUCUGCAGUGUCCUGUUGACUCGACAGGAGGGCAGCUCUUCCCCCUGCCCGCCUCUGCAGCCAGUCAGUGCCUCGUAGAGACCAAACAGGAGCCUGUUUACCAAAACCACCUGAACACUGACAUCAUCUUUCGCUUUCAAAUCAAACUCCUCAAUUCAGUUUUUUGAUCAAACAGUGACAGUUGGGCAGUUUGGCAACAGUGAUGGCCAGCUCCCUCUGCAAUAGGCAACAACGAAGAAAUGAUUCAGUAUUCAGUGUUACCAGUUGCAGAACAAAGCUAUGUAAAGGCAGCUCCUUUGGAAACGCUGCCCAUCACAGUUGGCAAUUGUCCGUUACAUUGCUGCUUUUGAUGAAACGCACAGUAAAAUAAGGAAAUAUUGAUGUUCUAACACAAAUAAAGCAGCGAUUCAGAUGGUUUUGGUUUCAGCGCUAACAACCCCAGCGUGACUGUUCAGCUGUCCUGAGGUCAGGUCCCAUCAUCUCUUGCAACAGGAAAACAGAGCCCAAAAAAAUUUUAAAUAACAAAAAAAGUAAAAAACGUGCUGCUGCUACUUUAUUAAUUAUAUUUGUUGAACUCAAAUACAAUAUUACAAAAAAAAUAAUAAAUAGAAAAGUUACCUAAAAAAAAAAACCUAGAAUGGACUUCUCCACCGUGUCGCUCUCUGUCCAUUUCUGUUUGUUUUGUUUGUCAUUUUAAACUCUUCUUUCAUUUCAUAUAUUUGUUUUUAUUCUAUCAUCUUCCCUUUCCUUCCUCACUCUGCGUGAUUUCAUCUCUAUAACGUUUUCAUAGUCUAAAUCAAAUGUAUAGACGAUUAUCUGUAUUAUUCACCCACAUAGAAAAAGUAUCUAUUUUUUAUUUUUUUGUUAGUGAAGUGCUAUUUUAUUGUUAAUAAGAUGCUAAUAUAAAUAUCCCUCCUAGGAAUCCCUCUGUAUUCUCUCCCCUCUCUUGUUGUGACGGCUUGACUGAAUUAAUGUUUCUCAGGUUGUUUUAUUCAUCUACAAACUUAAAAAAAGGCUCAAAUGAUCAUUUUACUUCUUGAACGUAGCGACAUCAAAAGACCGUGAUUAUUUCCUUACGUACCUGUUCUCCUCUAAAGCCUCAAAGUCUUGGUAAUGACAACUUUCUACCAGAAACAUCCAGGCUUUAUGAACUUUGCUGUCCUCGUACAAAGUACAGACUGCGCAAGGUUUCUGUGAUCCCAGAGGGAAUUAAAGUUCUAGAUAUUCAUAUGUAAUAAAGAUUUUGAGUUAUUUAAAGCAUUUUAAUAUUAAGCUGAGACAGAAAUGUGGUUUUGGAGUGUGUGAAUUUCAGAAGGAUACAAGUGACACUUUAAUGUUCAAAAAAUGCUAAUACAACACUCUGUUUUCAUCUUGAAGUUCUGUUUAAUAUAUUUCUAUUCCUGCAAAAAGCUCUGUUGUUCCUGCUGCGGGAGCUGCUGGUGGCUGCUCCAGCUCACUGAAUGCACCAAUAAAUGAAGAGAUGCAAAUAUGAAAACUGA